This is a messenger RNA of Cyprinodon variegatus (sheepshead minnow), 1791 nucleotides long. It is a transcript of the gene zup1, whose product is annotated as zinc finger with UFM1-specific peptidase domain. The transcript has 10 exons. The record is from RefSeq and is a predicted model, not a curated record. NCBI's taxonomy places the organism in Eukaryota, Metazoa, Chordata, Actinopteri, Cyprinodontiformes, Cyprinodontidae. Bases 651 to 1691 code for a protein of 346 amino acids.
CUUCCACUUCCUGUGGCGCCCUGUUGUCAAAUGUCCGCAGCGACCAAAAUAAAACAAACAGGCUGUAAAGACUUUGGACAACUCGCUGUUAUCAGUGCAGAGGGGCAUUCUGCUCUUGUGUCUACAGACUACAGCCAUGCUGACUUGUGAGAUAUGUGGUAUGGAGAUACUGUUGGAGGAGGACAUGAAGACGCAUCUCCUUCUUUUCCACCUGGAAAAUGACCAUCAUUGUCCCCUCUGUGGUCUGUCUGGAGUUAGUUAUGAUGAGCUCUGUUUCCACAUCACGUCUGCACAUCCUGAAGAUCAUCAAGGCCAAAGUCCAAAGUCUCCUAAUGGUUCAAAUGCAAGAAAAAAUGAAAGCAAAGAGUCCAAAACCAAUCGGUCACUAAGAUUUGACAGCAGUGCCCUCGCUGAUAAGAGAGACUUGGGGUCAUCUGGACAAAGUGGAACAGAAAAUCUACAUUUAUCACCUGGAGAGAGUUAUGAGUGCACUAAAGACUUAAGAAAGCAGGUUUCUGAAAUCUCAGACCGAAUUAAUCCCAAUGAGAUAGGUGAAUUUCGACAGAUCCAGAAUUCACCAGAAGGAGAGAAGCUGCUCCCCUGUCCCAUGUGCACACUGGUCUACAGUUGUCCCUAUCUACUGCAGGAACAUGUUGAGCUGCAUCUUUUGGAACAGGAAUCAGACUCGGCGUCAGAGAUGUGUUCACCAGCUGCGACAUCAACCAGCAACCUCUCAGAGGCAGUAUGGUUUGGAUGGCAGAGGAGGUUACCGUCGACAGAUGGAGAGGUCCAUGGAGAGAGCCGUUGCAAGCGGCCAUCUUGCACCAGCUGAGUUUCAUCUGAAGAGAGCCGAGAUGAUGGAGCGUCUGGCAUCAGGGAUUGAUGAUGGCUCCAGCAGAACCCAGGGUAUUAUCCAAGCAUUAAAGGAUUACUACCAAGCUGAAUGCAGGGACUGUGUCCAUGUGUGGCUGAGUGCUGACACUGACCAUUAUAGCUCUUCUGCUGGUGACACAGGCUGGGGCUGUGGAUACAGAAACUUCCAGAUGCUCCUUUCUUCCCUUCACAGAAUAGAAACGUAUUCUUCAGCUCUGCAAGAAAAGACGGUGCCUUGUAUCCCUCGGGUGCAGAGGAUGAUCCAGGAAGCUUGGAAGGAAGGGCUUGAUCCCCAGGGGGCAUCACACUUCAAUCAUCAGUUGGAGAGAACAGAGGCCUGGAUUGGAGCCACAGAGAUAUACGUCCUCCUCACAUCGCUCGGAUUGAGGGGACGCAUAAUAGACUUCCACCAGCCAACCGGCAGCAGGAAUACCCAUCCUCAGUUGUUUGACUGGGUAAAGAAAUACUUCUGUCCAUCCAGUGUAAGCAACAGACUGUCCCCCCGACUCAUCCUGACCAGCCUACCACCACUUUAUCUGCAACACCAAGGUCACAGCCGAACAGUAGUUGGUUUGGAGCAGAGGAAGAAUGGAAAUCUGUGCCUCCUGCUUUUGGAUCCUGCCUCUUCAGCCUCUGACACCAGAAAGCUGCUGAAUAGAGACACAUGUUGCACGGCCAUUCAGUUCAUCAGAAAGUUUCCCAGAAGCCUAAAGCACAAACAGUACCAGCUUGUAGCAGUGGAAGGUGUGCUGUCAUCUGAGGAGAAAGAGAUGAGAAUCCUCAGCUCCAGGAACUUAUGUGCGGAAAGGAUCCCCUGAACACAAAUUGGUCUUUCCUGUUUUGAAUGCUCCUGUUGCUGGAUGCAUUUUUGUACAAUAAUGAUGUGCUGUGAAAGUUAUUUCCAAUUUUAAAUUUACC